Molecule: messenger RNA, 318 nt
Organism: Saccharomyces mikatae IFO 1815
Lineage: Eukaryota; Fungi; Ascomycota; Saccharomycetes; Saccharomycetales; Saccharomycetaceae
Exons: 1
Coding region: 1-318 (105 amino acids)
Source: RefSeq, a predicted model, not a curated record
AUGAAACUCAUUCAUGUUUUAGGGGAAGAAGUGUAUAGAGAUCUAAUGAAGUGGGAAGAUGAAUAUGAGAACUGCGGUAUUGCUUAUGAAUAUACUCGUGAUGGAAGUCCAUAUGGCCUUCUUGCUAAAGCCGUAGAUAAAAGUGAUGUUGUCAUUGCUGAAAAAGUCGUGUACGGUAAAUACCCCAUUCGCCCUUGGCUAGAAGCAUUUGGAGCACAGCUUGAUGAUUGGGCAAAUCAGUUAAAAGAACAAGGUAUUACACCAGAUCAAUAUAAUGUUGGAUAUACCUCGUGUCCAAGGGAAUCUCUUUUUGAAUAA